Molecule: messenger RNA, 1096 nt
Organism: Vigna angularis (adzuki bean)
Lineage: Eukaryota; Viridiplantae; Streptophyta; Magnoliopsida; Fabales; Fabaceae
Exons: 4
Coding region: 71-811 (246 amino acids)
Biological process (GO): peptidyl-proline hydroxylation to 4-hydroxy-L-proline
Cellular component (GO): endoplasmic reticulum
Molecular function (GO): procollagen-proline 4-dioxygenase activity; L-ascorbic acid binding; iron ion binding
Source: RefSeq, a predicted model, not a curated record
CGUAUGUACUUAACAGAAAUUGGGCCGAACACUCAAACAUAAAUUGAACAAAUAAAGAACGUUGGUGGCGAUGUCGGAGGGGCCAACACCAACGAGGAAGAGGAAAAUGGGAGACGCAGAGGAUAUAACUCCCAAGAAACCUGCGGCAAAAUGGCCUCUCAUCAAACCCAAAAAGAAUCUUCAGAUUACCCGACUCCGAGAUUUCGAUCUCUUCACGGUCCAGAAUUUUUUCUCCUCUGCUGAAUCGAAGGCAUUCGUUAAAAAUGCCGAGUUAAUUGGUUUUGCUCAUCAAGGGAGUCUAGGUCCUACUUAUGGUGAAGCUUACAGAGAUAAUGAUCGAAUCUCGGUGGAUGAUCCUAUCCUUGCAGAUACUAUUUGGGAGUCUGGACUUAGCAAACUAUUCUCUGAUAUAAAAAUUCGUGGAAAGGUUGCUGUAGGCCUGAAUCCAAAUAUUAGAUUCUAUAGGUACAAGACUGGCCAGCGGUUUGGACGGCACAUUGACGAAAGUGUUAAUCUUGGAGAUGGAAAACGCACUUAUUAUACUCUUCUAGUGUAUUUGAGCGGUGGGCCUGGUGAACUUAAAUCAAAGCCCAAAAAUGACUCCGGCAAUUCCUCAGUUCCAUCUGUUGAUCCUUUAGGUGGAGGAGAAACCGUCUUUUAUGGUUCAAGAAAUAAGAUUGUGGCUGAGGUGUCUCCUAUUGAAGGGACAGCACUUCUUCACCUUCACGGAGAUAAAUGUUUGUUGCAUGAAGCCAGAAAUGUUACCAAGGGUAUCAAGUAUGUCUUUCGUUCAGAUGUAGUAUUUGCUUGAAGAAUGGUUCAAGAAUAGUACCAAAUAAUCUGGUAUUUUCAUCUCCUGAGGGUUUUUUUUUGGUUAGCCUAUUGCUCAAGACAUUGUUGUGUUAUCUUGAUUUUCAGUGUCGGUAAUAUGUUCAGUGUGGAAGUUUAUGCAGUAGAUAAUGUACCUUUACGUGUGAACAGAUUAGGGAAGUUAUUUUGAAAAACUCGGAUAGUAGUGAAAAUCAGGUUAUUUAAACCAAUUAUGGAACCUGGUACUGUAAUAUAAAGCUUGACUAAUGAAUAAUUUUUUUCGAUA